AUGUUCGAUCUACUUAAAGAGAAACUCCACAGGGAGAAGCAUAGAAAGAACACUGAAAGGGGCCCAUCUGAGCCGCAGGGUGUUCUUUCAACCGUAUCCGCUCCAGCCUUGCCCGAGAAAGAGCCUAGUGAAGUAGUACUUACCAAGCAGGUAGCACUGGGGCCUCCUCAAAAGACUAUUGCCCCUCCUAUAGAACAGUCCACAAGGCAUGCACCUACAGAGGCACCAAACCAGACGGAAUCCCCACCAAAGGACCUUUGGCUAGAUGCCUUCAACAAGCUACCUCCGUCUAAGCAAGAUACUCUGCGCCGAAUGGGGUUCAAUACACUCAGUACUGCAUGUGGCCAGAUGGAGUCCACCAUCAAUGACCUUGUGGGUGUUGUCAACCAGAAACAGGAGGAAUGCAAGAAGAAGUUCUGGCACGUCUCAAUCGGAGGUGAGGAUAUUGUUCUCCGGAACUAUACGACUCGGAUUUUGGGCUGGCUAGAGAAAGCCGGAGAUAUCGCCGUUCAGUUUGCACCACCUCAGGCUAGUAUCCCCUGGGACCUGAUAAAGAAUGUGAUGCAGAUUCCCGUGAAUGAGAGUGAGCAGAUGGGCGCGUUGCUAGCCACCACUGAGAAAAUAGUUCGCAUCACGAGUCGUGGUCAAGUCUAUGAGCAGAUCUAUCUCCCUCAGACUUGCGACGUACCUCUCGACAGCGUUCAGAGAGGUCUGGAGUCAAGUUUGCUCCAGAUAUACUCUCAGUCUUUGGAUCUGCUCGCGGAAUCAUUGACUUUAUUCUCUUCUGGGACGGCUAAGCGUACGCUCGAAGCCAUUGUGAACCCUGAAAAGUACACCGGAACUCGAAUCGGAAUGUUGGAGUGGAUUUCACCAAUUCCUUUUGGCAAGCAUCAUGCCGACAUCAAAGAGAGGAGAACACCCAACACUGGCGAAUGGCUGGUUCAACAUGAAGAUUUCUCCACCUGGGAAGAUAAAAAAUCUUCAGCCUUGUUUUGGCUUCAAGGUCCACCGGGUACCGGGAAAACAUACCUGACUUCAACUGUUAUUGAUCGCAUCCAAGGCAGGCUGAGUGAUUCACAAAAGGAUGAAGGGCUUGCCUUCUUUUACUGUAAUCGGGACGAAGAAGACCGAUCGACGCCACUCUCCAUUCUCCAGAGUAUUGUCCGUCAACUUUCGACAACCGCGAGCAACCCUGAAUCUGUCCAAAUCAGGCUUCUUGAAGCUUACAAGAAUGCACGCAAUAGAGGAUCGAAUUUCCGGUCUGAUGAGUGCAAGAAGCAAAUUCUAGCCUCGUUCGAAACAUACCAACAAACAACGUUGGUAAUCGACGCCAUGGAUGAAUGUGAUCCUGAUUCACGGUACGAAUUGAUUGAAACAUUAAGCUCUUUUGUAUCUGAUACUCGACAGCCGGUGAAGAUUUUCAUAUCUAGCCGGCCUGAUCCAGAUAUAAGAAGUCUGCUUGAAGAUACUUCUAAUAUCGGUAUCUCAGCAAAUGAUAAUCAAGACGAUAUUCUAAAGUUCCUGACUCUUGAACUUGAGAAGCUCUCAAAGAAAGCUGCGUUUAUCAAGCGCAUCAAGGCCGAUAUUAUUGACAGAUUGCUUCAGCGCUGUCAAGGAAUGUUCCAAUGGGCAUCUCUGCAGGUUCAUCAAAUCGUGAAAUGUAGGAGCGAGUCAAGCGUCUGGAAACGUCUGGAUAACCUCCCGGAAGAUCUGCAGAAAGCUUAUGACGAGAUCUGGAAUGACAUCGAAAGUUUAGAGGAGCCCGACCACAGUGUCGUGAAGCGCGCCUUGUGUUGGGUAAUGGCUGCGCCAAAACCCAUGUCCAGUGAGAUGCUUCUAUCAGCUAUUCGUGUCGAUUCGGACGGGAAUAUCAUGACACUCGGUGAUAAGCUUGAUGAGGAAGGCUUGCUGUCUCUGUGCAAUAACUUCCUCAUUGUGGAUGCUCAAUUGGAGGUCUGGCGUUUCCCACAUCUCUCGGUUAGGGAAUACCUAGAGAAAAAGCCAGAUUGGUCCCUUUCAGAUGCUCAAAGCCAUGCCGCCAGCACUUGUUUGUCGUAUAUGAUGAAGGCGUACCAAACCAAAGAUCUUGACAUCAAUUCUGAGUCCGAGAAGAAAGAAACUCCAAUAAAUUCAAGCGAGACAGGGGAGUCAGAUAAUGGUUUUGGUAAAAGUCACCCGUUUCAUCUCUACUUGAGGCACACCUGGUACCAGCAUCUCCGCCUUGUGAAAGAGACUGAAGAAGCCAAGUUAAAACCACUUUUAAAGUUAUUCCUUGGGUCUCCUCAUAGCUCCAGUAUGCAGUAUCGCAAUUGGCAUCAAUUGGCUUUUCAAGAUACGAGGUCAUGGGGUACCUUGUGGAAUAAUGAAUUCCAUGCUGUCAGAUACUUUGGCAUGGACUCUCCAAGGGAUAUCAUGGAUGAGAUUUCACCCUCGAACUCCGCUAUUUUGGCUGUUUGCCGAUUCUCUUUCCCUGAUGUUUUUGCAGAUUGGUACGAGGAGGGUGCUAUCGACAUCACUUGCCAAAACAAGAGAGGGGCUAACCUGCUCUUUCUUUCGGCUCUCGCAGGCAGUACGUCUAUCUGCAAGCUUUUGGUACAGGGAGAAAUAGACGUGAACUUCAUCCUUGAUACAAAUUAUGAAAUGGGCCAGACUCAACACAAGAGCGCAUUGUCAGCAGCAGCAAUUCAUGGAAAUUUGGAAAUCGUCAAAUAUUUGGUUGAAGCAGGAGCAAAUGUGAAUGCAGUUCUGCCACAUUCAGGCCAUGAAAUCAGCAACAGUGCUUUUGAAUCGGCAAUCAUGUCUGAAAACCUUGAACUGGUGAAAUACCUAAUUCAAGAAGUGAAAGCCGACAUAUGCCUCUCAAAAUUCCGAGACGGGGAGGUUUUGUACGGAAUAGAUCAGACCAUUGCCGCUGUUUCUUCGAUCCACAAUGUUGAAAUGCUAAAGUUUGUACUUGAAACGACUGGAGCGGAUGUGAACAUGCGUAUACGUCCUAUCCUUCUGAGUCAUCUUUCAAGUGCCCUUGCAAUCAAACUUUUCAUAUCAGAUGUGGAGGGCGUUGAGUUUCUUCUUCGAGAGACCGAGGCUGACGUGCAUUUACCACUCCACGGCUCAGAGUACGGUAGCGCUUUUGAAUACUCUGCCGCUGAGCGAUCCCCCACGGGGUUCAACUUCGCCGAGCUCCUUAUUGAAAAAGGCGGGGCAAAAGUGAAUACACGAUCUACCGAGGGCAAUUAUGGCAGUGCUCUUGCGGCUGCAUGUGAAUGGGAUCUUAGCAUGGUCGAGUAUCUUGUGGAAGCAGGAGCGGAUGUAAACUUGUCUCUUGUGGUUGGAGAUCAUGGGAGUGCUCUCGCAAGGGCCAGUGUAUACAACAUUGAAAUCGUUGAGUUCCUGGUGAAAAAGGCAGGGGCUAGUGUUAACGCUUCUUUUGCUGUUGGAUAUUAUGGUAGCGCGCUCGCAGCGGCCUCUGCAUACAGCGCUGGAACUGUUAAGUUCCUUGUUGAAGAGGCAGGGGCUGACGUGAACAUGCCAUUGGAGCACCCGGAUUUUGGUUGCGCACUCACACGGGCUGCUUUAAACGAGGAUCCCAUGGCGAUGGACGCUUUGAUCCAGGCUGGUGCUGAUAUAAAUGUUCAACACCCAGCUAAAACGUAUGGAACACCCUUGAUUGUUGCGUCUCUUUUUGGGGACAGAGAUUGUGUUGAACGCUUGAUUCAGGCAGGUGCAGAUGUCAAUCUGAAGUUGGAAAAUGUCAGCCGUUUUGCAACCGCACUGGAAGCCGCACAAGCUGAAUGGUCUGAGCAAGACACAGACCUGUUUGAGAAUCUCGUUUAUCCGAGAACAAGGGGUCUCUCGGAAUUUGAUAUCGAACAGCGAAAAGACCAGAAGCCCGAGAUCGUCAAACUUCUUCGAGAGAAUGGAGCAACUGCUUGA
Penicillium verhagenii is the source of this 3933-nucleotide messenger RNA. RefSeq lists its product as uncharacterized. Gene Ontology annotation, molecular function: protein binding. The transcript is spliced from 4 exons. The record is from RefSeq and is a predicted model, not a curated record. Lineage: Eukaryota; Fungi; Ascomycota; Eurotiomycetes; Eurotiales; Aspergillaceae. The coding region runs from base 1 to 3933 and encodes 1310 amino acids.